Molecule: messenger RNA, 986 nt
Organism: Pelobates fuscus (common spadefoot toad)
Lineage: Eukaryota; Metazoa; Chordata; Amphibia; Anura; Pelobatidae
Gene: NMU
Product: neuromedin U
Exons: 9
Coding region: 172-675 (167 amino acids)
Biological process (GO): positive regulation of synaptic transmission; positive regulation of smooth muscle contraction; neuropeptide signaling pathway
Cellular component (GO): terminal bouton
Molecular function (GO): neuromedin U receptor binding
Source: RefSeq, a predicted model, not a curated record
CACUACAGCACACUGCCAUCCACAGAGCGCACGCUGCCAGCCACAAAGCGCACAGGGCACACUGCCAGACACAGAGCCAGACACACUGUCAGCCAGGAAACUACCCAAACUCUCACUGGAGGCUCUGCUGACAGUGCUAUCUCCCGCACUGCUAGGGAAGGGAACAAAGUGAUGCUCAGCCCAAGUACCUGUAAAAGGCAGCUAGCCUUGCCCAGCGGACCUGAAGGGAGACCCCAGAGCAGUCACCAGAUGCACCGCUCCAGGAGGCAUCCCCCGUGUGGGCUCCUGCUGAUCAUUAUGCUGUCAUCCUGGACCCUCACCUGUCAAGGUUCUUCAUUUUCAUCAGAAGCAGCACGAGAAAUGCAGAUGUGGAUCGAGAUUCAGAAUACUUGCACUGCAAUCCUUUCAGAUUCCCAGCCUAUGGUACCUGCCAUAGAAGAAUUUUGCUUUAUGGUUAUGGGAAUGCAGCAGAACUCCCAGGGUUCAGAAGAAAAAGAUAACACAAAAAGGUCGUCUGUUGUGCAUCCUUUGCUGCAACUCGUUCCUCAGCUUCACGACAGAAGAAUGAAGAGAUUCAGUGCAGACGAGGAAAUCCAAAGUCCGGGGAGUGUUCUAAGCAGAGGAUACUUUUUGUUCAGGCCACGCAAUGGGAGGAGAUCAUUAAGCUUUCGCUAAAAGAUUGGAGCAGAUAGAAUACGGCAGGUCUUCACAAAGAAAAAUGGAAUCAUCUAUCACAUUUAAACCUGUAUAAAUAUUAAAGGUCACUAUAGAAUGUAAAGGUUACUACCCUAAGCUGUUUUUGGUUAGCACAGCCUACAUUCUCUUAACAUAUUAACAAUAUUAAACUAAUGAUAUUGUUUUCUGCUGUACCAAUGUUUAUAAUUAUAGUAUGUAAUAAUUAAAAAUGGCUUGUGCAUUAUACGUUGUGUGUGUUGCUAUUACAUUUAAUGAACUGCUAGACAUGUUAUUGUAACUUGUAACUAAAU